AUGAGUUCUAGAGAUUUAGAGCAGCGUCCUGUUAAGAAAAGACGUUUUUUCCAGGAGGAAAAUGAAUCCAGCGUUCCCCUUCAGUUCCGCAAUGGCAACGCGUCGGCCGCUAACAGCUUCGGCUUAUCGAGCUCGUCGAAAGCUGCCCCUGGCUCAGUUGAAUACAAUAAAAUAGACAGUAAUGCUAUGGAAAACACUGCAACGACCGGAGACGAUCCUAGUUUCGAUGUCGAGUUUUUCUCCGCCGUGGUUGGCCGACCGAUUUCUGCAAAUGUCAUCUCGCAACUUCGCCGACAGGCAGGGAAUGAUAUGGAGAGAGCUGUCAACCUCUACCUCGACGGCUCUUGGGAAGAGGAUCAUGAUAAGAUGACCGAUGUUCCUAAGACGCCAGACGCUCCCGAGCCUGACGGGGCUGCUGUCACCAAAAGUUCUACUCCAGAACCGCCCAACCAAGUGGUGGAGACAGCGGCUGUUGAUGAGAAUGAUGACGAGUCCGUUCUUUCAGAAAACCCCGAGUAUAGAUAUCUGGGUGCUUUUGGUGUCGGUGGAUGGGCUACCAGAUCGAGUACGAGUCCACUCAAGUUUGGGGAAGAGGUCAAGAUUCAACGCUCCAAAAUCCAACCUCAGUUGAAAGCGGGAAAGCCCAAAAGAGCGGUAGGAAACUCGAAAACGGACGUCAUAACGAGGUUUACGAACGCCAAUGGUGAUGAAAUUGGAAGGCUGCCUCAGGAAACUGCUUCCUGGGUAUCAACCUUGAUCGAUCAGGGAAUAUGCAAAUUUACAGCAGUCUGUGUCUUUGCACCAGACAGGAUUCGCAUAAAUGAUACGAUAUACCUGCAACUCAGAUGCUAUGUGCUAAACUCGGCAUUCAAAGCCCGCUUUUCUCUGGGGGUUGAUGACAAUACGCCUCGUCUCUUCGAGCAAGAGGAAACGUCGGAAGAGAAAGCACUCCGUUUACGUCAGGUUGCGUUGGUAACCCUUUUUGAUGAGAUUUGUCUCUCUCCUACCUCCAUGAACGAAGCAACUGCGAAACAUAAGAAAAAUGGGAUUCUUCGUGCCGCCGAAAUGGCGGAGCAAAAUACCAAGCCAGGAAGGUCAACUACAGACCAGUCUAAUGAUCCAGACGAGGCGUCAGAAAGUGAGGAGGGCGAGAACCUAGACCAAGAUCAGCUCGAUACUCUAUACCACAAGGCACAGUGUUUUGAUUUCAGCAUGCCGGAGGCCACUCCGAGUGAAUCUUUCAAUUUAGAGUUACGGAAGUAUCAAAAGCAGGCACUUCACUGGUUGAUUACCAAGGAGAAGGACGGAAAGUCUACGAGACAAGAAUCCAUGCACCCCCUAUGGGAAGAAUACACCUGGCCUGUGAAAGAUGUUGAUGACAAGCCUCUUCCACGGGUACGUGGCAGAGAUUACUUUUACGUGAACCCGUAUUCUGGGGAACUGAGCCUCAAGUUCCCUGUACAAGAACAGAGUUGUCUUGGAGGGAUCCUUGCCGACGAAAUGGGCCUGGGCAAGACUAUCGAGAUGAUGAGCUUAAUCCACUCUCAUACACCGAGCGUCGAGCUUUUAAAUGGCGACGUGACGUCUUCGUCUGUCCAUAGCCUUGCACGAUCUCACAAUCCUUCCGAUGUAUACCAAGCACCACGUACCACGCUUGUCGUUGCUCCUACCUCCCUCUUAUCGCAAUGGGAGAGUGAAGCUCUAAAGGCGUCAAAGCCAGGGUCAAUGAAGACCCUUGUUUACUAUGGAACAGAUAAAUCAGUUAACCUGAGAACUCUCUGUUCCCCUAAAAAUUCCUCCGCGCCAAACGUAAUAAUUACAAGCUAUGGCGUCGUCCGCUCAGAGUACAGUCAGAUUCUCUCUGGCCGCACAAAUAUGAGCAACGAUAGCCUCUUUUCGGUGGAAUACUUUCGCGUGAUUCUCGAUGAAGCACACUACAUCAAGAAUCGGGCUUCCAAAACCGCUAAGGCCUGUUAUGAGAUCAAAGCUAGACACAGAUGGGUUUUGACUGGAACUCCCAUCGUGAAUCGACUGGAAGACCUCUACAGUCUUGUGCGUUUCCUCAAAGUGGAACCUUGGUGUAAUUUCUCCUUUUGGAAGACUUUUAUAACAGUUCCAUUCGAAUCAAAGGACUUUGCACGCGCUCUGAGUGUUGUACAAACUGUUCUCGAACCAUUGGUUCUCCGACGCACCAAAACCAUGAAAACCCCUGAAGGAGAGGCCCUGGUUCCACUGCCCUCUCGUACCAUCACAGUGGAAGAGGUUGAGUUGUCCGAACAAGAAAGAGAAAUUUAUGAUGUUAUUUUCACGCGAGCAAAGCGGACUUUCAAUGACAAUAUUGCAGCAGGGACCCUUCUAAAAUCUUAUACCACUAUCUUUGCUCAGAUUCUUCGUUUACGGCAAACAUGCUGUCAUCCUAUACUUACUCGGAAUCAAUCUAUCGUUGCAGAAGAAGAAGAUGCCGCUAUCGCGGCUGAUGAGAUGAAUGUCCUAAAGGAUAACAUGGACCUUCAAGAACUCAUUGAUAAGUUCUCGGCCUCUAUGCAGGCUGGGGAUGGUGAGGAAAGAGACCCUACAGCGAAUUUCACAACCCAUGCCUUGAAACAGAUCCAAGCAGAGUCUAGUGGUGAAUGUCCAAUUUGUUCAGAGGAACCAAUGAUUAAUCCUGCAGUUACUUCAUGCUGGCAUAGUGCUUGCAAAAACUGCUUGGAAUCCUAUAUCAAGCACCAGACUGAUAAAGGGGAGACGCCCAGGUGCUUUUCUUGCCGCGAGCCUCUAAACUCUCGCGAUAUGUUUGAAGUCGUACGGCACGACUCACCGUCACAAACCCCAGCAACUCCAGACCUUCCGCUCCAAGAAGCUUCCAAUUCCCCAGCAAAUCGUAUAUCUUUACGACGAAUAAACCCGCUGUCACCCUCAGCUAAAACAUCCGCGAAGGUUCAUGCUCUAAUCAACCAUCUUACUCGGCUACCUAAAGGCACUAAGGCUGUGGUAUUUUCACAAUUCACAUCCUUUCUAGAUCUAAUAGCUCCACAACUGAUCGCAGCCGGUAUUGAGCAUCUUCGGUUCGACGGUACUAUGAGCCAAAAAGCCCGUGCUACGGUCCUUGCACAGUUUAAUGCCCCUAUAUUCGACGAAGAGGACAUUGAAGACGACGAUGACAUUUCGAAUCCCCUUAACCCCUUCGGAGCUUAUAGAAACAAACCCAAACCCAAGAAAAGCAAGACCACGCCUGCAAAUGUGCUGUUAAUUAGCUUGAGGGCUGGCGGCGUUGGCUUGAAUCUUACUGUUGCAAACCACGUCUUCAUGAUGGAUCCCUGGUGGAGUUUCGCUGUGGAAGCACAGGCAAUUGACCGCGUACAUCGCAUGGGUCAAUUACGCGACGUGAAGGUAUUCAGGUUUGUGGUCAAAAACAGUAUUGAAGGGAGAAUUCUCAGGAUCCAAGAGCGGAAGAUGAUGAUUGCCGGUUCCCUUGGAUUGAGAGUCGGUGGCGAUGGAAGUGAUGAGGAUAAGAGGGAACAACGGAUUGAAGAGUUGAAGUUAUUAUUUGAAUAA
Messenger RNA from Arthroderma uncinatum, 3555 nucleotides. RefSeq names its product DNA repair protein rad5. The record is from RefSeq and is a predicted model, not a curated record. Lineage: Eukaryota; Fungi; Ascomycota; Eurotiomycetes; Onygenales; Arthrodermataceae. The coding region runs from base 1 to 3555 and encodes 1184 amino acids. The transcript has a single exon. Gene Ontology annotation, molecular function: hydrolase activity, acting on acid anhydrides, in phosphorus-containing anhydrides; zinc ion binding; ATP binding.